Messenger RNA from Dentiscutata erythropus, 191 nucleotides. The record is from the annotation of a GenBank genome assembly. NCBI's taxonomy places the organism in Eukaryota, Fungi, Glomeromycota, Glomeromycetes, Diversisporales, Gigasporaceae.
UAUCUAGAAUUCUUUAUUUGGUAAUUGUUGUUGAUAGUCGAAUUAAAAUCAAUUACAUGCUUAUAUUAGCUGUUGGAAUAGAUCGUCCUGAAAUAAAAGUUGCAAAAGUUACUACACCAUAUUCUGUACCAAUUCCCAUACUUAGAGCAAUAGAUCAUUCUUUCGCGGUUAUUUCUCAUGCUAUAAUCUAA